UAAAUGAAAUGAAACCGUCCAAUCCGGAUUGAAUAGGCAGUAAAAGUGGACGAAUAGAAAGCCUGUGCUGGCUGCUGGACUGAUUCUACAUCCAAUGGUCUGGGUGGCAAACAGUGGAUGUGUCCGCGGUGCGGUGGGAGCCACACUAGGUGGGACAGGGGACACUGGUACCAGUCUGGUUCCGAUCCGCUUUCUGCUGAAACCAGCGGGGCUCUGUGGCGGUUUACAACCCGCAGCGAUGAAUUAAAUCUGGGGAUCUGCCUCUGGAGGAUGGAGUGACCGAACCCCCCCUUCCUGGAUGAUUUGAUGGGGCUGCUCAGAGUCAUGAUGCCGCCCAAGUUGCAGCUGCUGGCGCUGCUCGCCUUCGCAGUGGCCAUGUUCUUCCUGGAGAACCAGAUCCAGAAGCUGGAGGAGUCCCGGGGAAAGCUCGAGCGAGCCAUCGCCAGACAUGAGGUGCGGGAGAUCGAGCAGCGGCACACUCACGACGGCCUGAGGGAGCGCGAGACGGCGGCCACGCUGUCCGACGCCGAGGAUGACCUGGUGAUCAUCUACAACCGCGUCCCCAAGACUGCCAGCACCUCAUUCACCAACAUCGCCUACGACCUGUGUGGGAAGAACCACUACCACGUCCUGCACAUCAACACCACCAAAAACAACCCCAUCAUGUCCCUGCAGGACCAGGUGCGGUUUGUAAAGAACGUGACAGAAUGGAAGGAAAUGAAGCCGGCCUUUUACCACGGACACGUCUCCUUCCUGGACUUCACCAAGUUCGGAGUGAAGAGGAAGCCCGUCUACAUCAACCUGAUCAGGGACCCCAUCGAGAGGCUGGUGUCUUAUUAUUACUUCCUACGUUUUGGGGACGACUACAGACCUGGGCUGAGACGCAGGAAACAAGGAGAUAAGAAGACGUUUGAUGAGUGCGUAUCAGCGGGCGGCUCAGACUGCGCUCCUGAGAAACUCUGGCUGCAGAUCCCCUUCUUCUGUGGUCACUAUUCUGAAUGUUGGAACGUGGGCAGCCAGUGGGCUCUGGAACAGGCCAAAUACAACCUGGUGAAUGAAUACCUGCUGGUGGGCGUCACUGAAGAGCUGGAGGACUUUGUGAUGAUGCUGGAGGCGGCGCUGCCACGUUUCUUCAGAGGAGCAACGGAGCUGUUUAAAACAGGAAAGAAAUCCCACUUAAGGCGGACCAGUGAGAAAAAGCCCCCCACUAAGGAGUCCAUCGCCAAGCUGCAGCAGUCGGCCAUCUGGAAGAUGGAGAACGACUUCUAUGAGUUUGCGCUGGAGCAGUUCCAGUUCGUCAGAGCCCACGCCGUCAGAGAAAAGGACGGCGAGCUCUACAUGCUGGCCCAAAACUUCUUCUAUGAAAAAAUCUACCCCAAAAACUGAGCUUUGAAGAGUCUUCUGCAUGUGAAUAAAGCCACACGUUCUGGGGAGAAGAUGGCGGGAUGUGAGGCCGCUGCUGUUGCCUUCAUAUGUUAGCGGGGCGAAACGUUUCCGUAAUCUGCGGAUACCCGCCGCAGGGCCGGGGAGCGUCGGGACGCCCUCUCUGUCCACAGCAGAGGUCAUGUGUGCCGUGGAGCCCACAGAAAACCCCGCCCACUGUGGAUCAGUUUGUUUACACUGGAAAAACGAACUAGAAAUAUGUAAACCUUUCUUAAAUUAAGUGUAUUUACCCUUAAUUUGAGCAGGUAAAUGAGAUGAUUUCCCCGUGUAAUGAGGAUUUUAGACAAAAUGCAAGUGAAAUGAGACAAUGCAAUUGUGUUUUCUUAUUUUAGAUAUAAAUUGUCUUGUUCCAUUGGCAAAAUGUCUCUCUUACCUCCUCAAUCCAAGAAAAAUGCACUUAUUUUAAGAAAAAAUGACUUAUUUAGAUUUAACUUUUUUCCAGUGUAGCUUAAAAGAAGACGACACUGGCUCCGUACUGUUUGUGAUUGGUUGUAUUUUAGCUCUUUAAUACUAUUAUUGUUCAUUUGUGAUUUUUCACAGUGAAGCGACAUCAUCAUGACUAACCUGAAGAGACUGUAAAAAAUUGACUUCCUGUUUUGUUUUGUAGAAAGGUGGAUUGUUUACUGGGGCAGGUGUGUGUGUGUGUGUGUGUGUGUGUGUUUUCUACUUGAUGUGUGACGCUUUUACACUAAAUGUCACUGAAGUGUGUCGGGACGUUACGGCCACGAUGCUGCUUCUCCAAACAUUUCGGCAGAGGGUUGAAGAUUUAGUGGAGAUUCACUGAUCAAUGAAGAGCCGUUUUACUCAAAAUUAAAUAAAAUUACAGUUAUAGAAUUAGAUUAAGUUAAGUAUUAAUAAAUAUUCCAUUAAAAAAUAUUUCCUUAUGAAAUAAAAUGUAAUAUAUAUUCAAAAAUAAUUUUCAUUUAUGUAAUUCAAGAUUUAUUUGCUGAUUUAAGCUUCAUAUGAUCUUUUUAUCUUUUUCACUUUAUGAUUUAUUUAUUUCAAAAUAUAUUUAUCAAAAAGCUUUUUAUUUCAAGAUUUGUUCAUUUGAGAAUAUAUAUUUUUCAAAAUAAAAGGUUUUACUCCUUUUUAUACCUUUACUUUAUUUGAAAGGGCAGAUUUCUCUGAGGAAUUAAACCCCCUCCUUCAAAGGUUUAAGCUCCGCCCACACAUUUGAAUAUACAAACAAGAAAUAAAAAUAAAAAAACACAGAAAUAAAAAGCCUAAAAAAAC
Molecule: messenger RNA, 2676 nt
Organism: Cyprinodon tularosa
Lineage: Eukaryota; Metazoa; Chordata; Actinopteri; Cyprinodontiformes; Cyprinodontidae
Gene: hs2st1a
Product: heparan sulfate 2-O-sulfotransferase 1a
Exons: 8
Coding region: 307-1386 (359 amino acids)
Cellular component (GO): membrane
Molecular function (GO): heparan sulfate 2-sulfotransferase activity
Source: RefSeq, a predicted model, not a curated record